UCCAACAAAGAAUGGCUGAAAAUAUUCCUGAGGGUGACUACGAGAAGGGAAAGAAGAUUUUCAAAGCGAGGUGUUUUCAAUGCCAUGUCAUCGAUUCGGAUGCUGCCAAGACUGGGCCGACAUUGAAGGGUGUUAUUGGUCGCAAAAGUGGAUCGGUUCCUGGUUUUGACUACUCUGCUGCUAAUAAGAACAAAGGAGUGGUUUGGACUCGUGAGACGUUGUUCGAGUACUUGCUGAAUCCUAAAAAGUAUAUUCCUGGCACUAAGAUGAUAUUUGCUGGGCUGAAGAAGGCUGAUGAGCGUGCGGAUCUGAUAAAAUAUAUUGAGGAAGAAGGCAAGAAAUAA
Meloidogyne enterolobii is the source of this 344-nucleotide messenger RNA. Lineage: Eukaryota; Metazoa; Nematoda; Chromadorea; Rhabditida; Meloidogynidae. The record is from the annotation of a GenBank genome assembly.